This is a messenger RNA of Pantherophis guttatus, 2759 nucleotides long. RefSeq names its product amphiregulin-like. Gene Ontology annotation, biological process: epidermal growth factor receptor signaling pathway; positive regulation of cell population proliferation. The record is from RefSeq and is a predicted model, not a curated record. Lineage: Eukaryota; Metazoa; Chordata; Lepidosauria; Squamata; Colubridae. Gene Ontology annotation, molecular function: epidermal growth factor receptor binding; growth factor activity.
CUCAGUGGUGGCGGCGGCACUGCAUAUAUAUCCCUCGCUCGAUGGGUAUGGAGUGUCUUGCCGCCGCUCCGAGCAUAGCUCUCUCCAGGCACGAAGGGAGUCCUCCUCAACCGCUUCAACGCGCUUUUCGCUCACUCUUUAAUAGGCAAACCGUCCCCGAGGACGCUCCUUUCCCCUCCAAUGCGUGCCGCACUCUUUCUCCUCCUCCUCCCGCUGCUCCAGAGUUCAGUUUACCAGCAUGCUACUGGAUCAGAGCUAAGCGUGACAAAAGAUGAGCAAAACAUGCCCAACUCGAACACAUUCAACGUAUCUUCCACUGAUCGGUUAUCAUCAGGAGUUGAGGCUGAAGAGGCUGAGGAUAAUGUGAAGGAAGUGAGAGAAUCUCAGUUCCUUGUGAAUGAUGCAGGAAGAGAGAAACCACCCAUUAAGAAUCCAGCAAAUUUAGAUGGUGGAAAAAAGAACCCUAACAAACCCAAAAGAAAAGGAAACGAGAAGAAAACUAAAAGGAAAACUAAAACUCCAUGCGAAGGAAAAUAUAAAGGUUUUUGUGUUCAUGGUGAAUGCAGAUACAUUGAACAGUUUCUAAUACCUGUUUGCACAUGCCACCCAGAUUACUUUGGUGAACGUUGCGUGGAACAGUUUUUGAAGACAAAAAGAACCAAUGAUGAAACAAGUGUCUUAAAAAUAGAAGUUGUGAUAGUAUCAAUUUUCUUUGCGAUGAUCAGUUUUGCCAUCAUUAUAAUUGUCAUCACUGAACAGGUAAGAAAAAAAUGCACUAACUAUAAUGAAAUAAAGGAAAGGAGAAAUGGAAUUCCCAGUAGUAAUGUCUAAAAAAAUAAAUAAAUGAAGAUAAUAAAAGAAGCUGUCGCUGAAGCACAUACUAAUUCAUGGAGGCAUCUCUGAAAAAUCCAAAUCAAGAAAUCAAGGCAGUUAACCUGAAACUUUAUUUGCCACCAAGCCCGAGGUGUGCUGCAAGGAGGGUGAUCCUUUUUUUCUGGGCAAUAGCCAGCAUGCGACCGCACAGGCAGGAAUGAACAGCUUUGGUUUCACACCCGAGCCAGCACACCAGCCAGCGCUGCUCAGUUGUAGGAGAAUACCGAAUGGCUGCUGCCCCACAUACUUCGUUUUUGCACAUGUUACCUUUGGCAGAGAUGAACUGAUUGAGAGAGUAUGUGAGAAAGCAUGAAUUUGAAAGGCACUUGUGAUUGUAUUCUUUGCUGUGUUCCACACACACCCAUGAAGGUGAAAGGCAGAAAUGGAGCUGGCUUUGAGUAAGUCUCUCACGCUGCUUAAAGAGCUCAAUGACUCCUAACCGGGACAAACGGUACAGGGUGUGCCUCGUUUCUCCCACGCCUCCAACCUUGUCAUCUGGAGGAUUCCCGCUUGCUCGAUGAAAAUGUGCCAGGCAAGAAGUGCCAGUGUUGAAUGCAGUUUUGUCUCAUUGGAAAAUACAUAAGCAAUUGGAGCAGCUUCCAAGUUGCUGCUCUGGUUUUAAAACAUGUGUUUGGGGAAAUGCAAUCAGUUUGCAAAAUUAUCAACCAACAGAGUUAUUCGUUGGUGGCUUUGUUUCCUGAGAUUAGUCUAGUCCUUAACAUCUGCAACCUAACUAUUCCAGAGUGUUCAGUUUUCCCUUUAAUGUUUUAAGGUGGGGGAAUGACCUAGUAUUUCAGCAAUAAGAAUUGUGAGGUUUUGUUAAUGUAAAGACUAUUUUAAACAAAUGCAUUGUUGUUGUUGUUGUUGUUGUUUCUCAUGCUUGUUCCCCCUGGCUCUUAUCUAUUACCAUAUCAAUAUACUAGUAAUUUAACAUGUAACCAGCAUCUGUAUAGCUAACUGGUCUUCUUCCCUCUGCCCCCCUCCACUUAGCUCUGAAUUAAAUCCUACACCAGUACAUUUGAUUGAGUGAACUGCAGCUGAUGAAAACUUAUGCCAUUAAUAACACCUUUUCCAACUAAGAAAUUCUAUCAGAUUCCAGAUUUCAUAACGAACAAACACUAACUAACUAGUGAGAACUGCUUCUCCCCCAUUUUUUCUGGGAAGAACAAGUAUUGCUCUGAGCCAAGCUUUUGCUAAAAUUGAGAUCUUCUACCAUAUAAGAGCAAAUAAUGAAACUAUGUGUGUGUGUGUGUGUGUGUGUGUGUAUGUGUAUGUGUGUGUAUAUAUAUACUUACUUCGUCGUAGGAUUUAUGUGGGUUUUUCUUUUAGCCAGGUUUUUCCUACGUAGAAAAACCUUGGUUACAUAGGAAAAACCUGGCUAAAAGAAAUAUAUAUAUAUAUAUAUAUAUAUACUGUAUAUAUAUAAAACAGAGAUACAAUAUUUAUUAAAAAAAACAAAGAUCAACGUGAACACACUACUGUACUAUCAACUUCCAGGGAUUUUUCUUUAAAGAGUGUUAAAGAGCAAGAUAAAGCAUGUUGAAUUCAGUUUGCAAUAUUAUUAGCUUCAAUGUUUUUUCUCUACAGAUAUAAAUUGUUUUCACAAAGAGGCACCUUUAAAUCAAGUUAUAGUUCUAUGCACAUGUUUAGGUAAACUAUGAAAUGUAAUUGGAUUUAUAUCAGAAUAAUCUACAUAGCUUUAUGUUAGUUGACAAUAGCUUGUAUGUAAGAUAAACAUAGUUUUUAAAUUUUUUUAAUGUAAAUAUGUAAGUAUAGAGUUCUAUUUCUGUAAAUGUGAUUCUUAUCUUAUUUAAUAUAUUCACACAACUCUAAUGACUUAUUUAUUUUAUAAUUUUUCUACACAAAUAAAAAACAGCUGUAAUUUA